CAGCAAGAGGGGAGAGAACGCACGAGAUCACCCCAAGGCAAAAAUGCAGCUCUCCUUCCUCCGGCGAGCUCUCCACCCGCGCCGGCCGCGCGCCGCCUCGCCUUUCCCCUUCACCGGCGUGAUCCGCCCUCGUCCCUUCUCCUCCGCUUCCGCCGCGCCGGCGCCGGCGCCGCCGCUGUCACCCAAGGACGCGCGCAAUGCGCCGCCGUCGCCGCCAAUGAUGCCGACGCGGCCUUGGGAGGAGGCGCUCGCGGCGUCGCAGCGCGCCUUCGGCCUGCCGCUCGCGGGGCGCGUCCUCGCCGCCUCGGCGACCGGGAACGCGGCCGUGUCCCCCGCCGCGGCCCACGCCUCGCUCGCGCUCGCCGCCGCCGCCGCGCGCGGCGCGACGCGGAGGCAGCUCCUGCAGGUGCUGGGCUGCGGCGGCGGGGGCAGGGGCGCCGCGGCGGACGCGGCGAACGUGGCGUCGCGCGUCGUCAGGCGGGUGCUCAAGGACCGCUCCCCCUCCGGCGGGCCGCUGCUGCGGUUCGCGGGAGGAAUCUGGGCGGACGCCUCGACGAAGCUAUCGCCGGGGUUCAUGGAGGCCGCCCGUAACGUGUACGGCUCCGCGGCGAGGACGGCCGACUUCGUGAACGAGCCAGAAGAUGCUGCAAAGCAAAUUAACUUGUGGGUUAUAGAGUCCAUGAAACGUACAGUUACCUCGCUGCAACCCUAUUACUUGACGCUGUUGAGCCGGAGGCCGCUGCUGUGCUCCGGCAGCAGGAGCCCGGCCGACCGCCGGUGUACAACGUCGGCCCGCUCAUACUGACCGAGACCGAGACCAAAUCCUCGCCGCGCGCGGCGUGCCUCGAGUGGCUCGACCGGCAACCGCCCAGGUCGGUGGUCUUCGUCUCGUUCGGCUCUGGCGGCGCGCUGCGGACGGAGCAGAUGCGGCAGCUCGCGCUCGGGCUGGAGCUCAGCGGGCAGCGGUUCCUGUGGGUGGUGCGGAGCCCGAGCGACGAGGGGGCUGUGAGCGACAACUACUACGAUGCCGAGAGCAAGGAGGACCCCUUCGUGUUCCUCCCAGAAGGGUUCGUCGAGAGGACCAAAGAUGUCGGCUUCCUGGUGUCGUCAUGGGCGCCGCAGAUUGAGGUCCUGGCUCACGAGGCCACUGGAGGGUUCCUGACGCACUGUGGGUGGAACUCGACCUUGGAGAGCCUCGUCCAUG
Messenger RNA from Panicum virgatum (switchgrass), 1204 nucleotides. Its product is annotated as probable non-inhibitory serpin-Z9. NCBI's taxonomy places the organism in Eukaryota, Viridiplantae, Streptophyta, Magnoliopsida, Poales, Poaceae. Gene Ontology annotation, molecular function: serine-type endopeptidase inhibitor activity. The transcript has 2 exons. Bases 44 to 805 code for a protein of 253 amino acids. The record is from RefSeq and is a predicted model, not a curated record.